CUCCUCAACUGUCAUUUUCUCACAUAUACUUCACACAAAAGAAACAACCAUUCACUUCAUACCUUGUCAUUUCUUUCUUUCUUUCUCUCUCUCUACUCUCUCUAUCUCUCUCUCUCCUCUCAAUCUCUAAUCUCUGCAACUACUCCCUCAAAUUGAUCAACCCCAUCUGCAAAAUUAUAACAAAACCCAGAAAUCUCACCUGAAAUUCCAAAAACCCCUUAUCCUCCAGAAUCCCACUAACCGAAGACGAAGUUUCUUUUUUUCUUUUUUUUUCUUUUUUUUGACAAAAUCUCUUUCUGUUACCUCCACCAAAGACAUAAAAGGAACAAGACAAAGCAAACUACAGGAGUGAACAAGAAGAAGAAGAAGAAGAAGAAGAAGAAGAAGAUAAGGAGGAGAAAAAGAAAAACUCAACCUGAAGGGGUUGGUUUUGCUUUUCUUUGUUUUGGAUUAUGGAGCUAUUUCCAGCACAACCUGAUUUGUCUUUGCAAAUCAGCCCUCCAAAUACAAAACCCACAUCAAAUAGUUGGAGUAGAAGAAGUAGUGCUAGAGAAGAAGAGGAUGUGGUCGAUUUGGGUUUCUGGAAACGAGCUUUGGACUCGAGAAAUUCCAUAUCUUCUUCAAUGGCGGCAAAACCAGAUAACAACAACAACAACAACAAUAAUACCUGUUUCGAGCUUUCCCUUUCUAAUCCACGCCUUUCUGAUCAGUCUAACUCCAACCAUAACAUUCAUCAGCAUCAUCAUCUCCAAAACUCUAAUGGCAAUCUUUUCCACUCCUUUCAACAAAACCAGUACCAAAAUCACCAUUAUCAACUUCACAAUCAUCAUCAUAAUCAUAAUCAUAAUCAUCACCAGCUUUUUCAUCAUCAUCAUCAACAACAACAACAACAACAACAGGCUGGGCUAACUCAGGAGCUUGGUUUCUUGAGACCCAUUAGAGGAAUUCCAGUUUACCAAAACCCUCCUCAUCCUCCUCCCCCUUUUCCAUUUUCAGCACAGCUUCCUUUGGAUACUAGUUGUUUGCCUUCCUCCAUUAAUAUGAAUGCUAAUAACAACUCCACAACAAUAUCAACAACAGGUUCGAACCCAUUGUUUCAGUCUUCGAGUGCUACUCAUCAAGGCCUGAUGCGAUCGAGAUUCUUAUCGAGAUUUCCUGCUAAAAGAAGCAUGAGAGCUCCUCGGAUGCGAUGGACUACUACACUCCAUGCUCGUUUUGUUCAUGCUGUUGAGCUAUUAGGUGGUCAUGAAAGGGCUACUCCAAAGUCAGUUCUUGAGCUAAUGGAUGUGAAGGAUCUGACCCUUGCACAUGUUAAAUCUCAUUUACAGAUGUACCGGACGGUGAAGACCACAGAUAGAGCAGCUGCUUCUUCAGAUGCGUAUGAAAAUGGGUCUUCCGGGGAUACAACUGAAGAUUUGAUGUUCGACAUUCAGAAGCAAUCUGAUCAGCAGGGUAGAUUAAAAGCUCAAGAUAAAGAGUACCAUGGACUUUGGAGCAAUUCUUCAAGCAGGGAAGCUUGGUUGCAUGGCAAACCAAAGGAUUCUGAUGGAAGCAUUAAUUUACCUUCCCUAGAGAAAGACUUGGAUCCAAAAUGCUUAAGCUAUGAGAGAAUAUCAGAUGUAAGCUCAUCUACAAACCUUUCAGGGUCGAGCCCUAAGAAACCCAAUUUGGAGUUCACUUUAGGAAGACCACAUUGAUCUUCUUCUCUACUACUCCAUUUUUGAAAUUCAUUAUGUCUCUGAAGAAGAGAGCUUUGGGGAUGAAGAAUCAGGUACCCGCUAAGAAAAUCAGAAGGAGGGGAAAAAAAGAAAAGAAAAGGAAAAAGAAAAGAAAAGAAAAAGAAAAGUAAAAGGAGAGCUAAAGAAAGACAAGGAGACAAGAAAGACAGAAAGCAACAAAAGGAGGAGGGGUGGAAAAAAGCAUGUCCUUCCUAUCAAGCUGUGAGAUCCAAAUCAACAUAUUAUAUUCCUACGUAAAUAUAUGAAAUCUAAUUGAUUUUGUAUGUUUUUGCACUCAGAAAGAGAGAGAGAAAGAAAGAGAAAGAGAGAGAAAGAGAAACCUUUAACUAUCUUAAAGUAUGAAGUGAUCCUUGGUAAUUGUAAUGGAGCACUUUACAUUUUAUGAAAUAUAUAUAUAUAUAUAUAUUACCAAA
This is a messenger RNA of Ziziphus jujuba (common jujube), 2152 nucleotides long. Its product is annotated as probable transcription factor KAN2. Bases 453 to 1697 code for a protein of 414 amino acids. The record is from RefSeq and is a predicted model, not a curated record. Gene Ontology annotation, molecular function: transcription cis-regulatory region binding. Gene Ontology annotation, biological process: abaxial cell fate specification; regulation of DNA-templated transcription. Gene Ontology annotation, cellular component: nucleus. NCBI's taxonomy places the organism in Eukaryota, Viridiplantae, Streptophyta, Magnoliopsida, Rosales, Rhamnaceae. The transcript has 6 exons.